Cuscuta europaea is the source of this 883-nucleotide messenger RNA. The record is from the annotation of a GenBank genome assembly. NCBI's taxonomy places the organism in Eukaryota, Viridiplantae, Streptophyta, Magnoliopsida, Solanales, Convolvulaceae.
GGAGUAUAUUUUACAUGCAUUAUAUAUCAUACAUUCUAUAAAUGCCGGCCACCAGCUUCGCCGUUCAUCACAAUAAUAAUUUGUUUCCGGUCACCAAAUUCUUAAUGGUGAACCCUCUAAGCGGCGGGCAUUGCGAUGACAAAAAGCUGCCGCACUUGCGUCAGAAGCCAAGCACCGAUACGGGUGGAUGGAGCUUUCUUGUGGAGGAGCUGGCUGCAAAUAAAGGUGCGGCAGAGGACGAUGAGGCGGCGGCGGCCGAGGCAGUGAAGAAGUACGUUCAACUGCCCCCACCUUUGCCGCCUCCGCGGCGUAAGAGCCGCUCCUUAUCCGCACUGAGUACGAAAAGCCUAGAGAUGUGUACUGAGGGCUUGGGCUGCGAAACUGGCUUCGACAUUACUCUGAGCGUUGAGGAAUUGAUCGGAAAGCCGCCGCCGCCGGAACCAUCACCAACGAAGCCGGCGGGGAUGAUUACGGGUGACAAAAUCAACAAAAGUAAGGCCUUCCCGCCUGCGCUGAGUUCAAGCAAAGGUCGGGCAGGACUUGAUGAUGGGGUGAAGAUGAUGCGGCCUCGUCGGGAAGGCGGCCGGUUGGUGUUGACCGCCAUCUCUGUAACCCGACCCGACUCUUUCUUCCUGGCAAGCAGAUCAGAUGGGAGGCUCAUGCUUUCCUUCAAAAUGGCUUCAAACAAUGGUUCCGAAGCUGAUGAUGACGACAUCAAUGAAGUUUAAAAUGAAGAUUAAUUUAGCUAGCUGGCGCCUUUUUGUGAGUUCAACUAUAUAUAAAUGGCUUCCCGACAACACUUUACUUUUGUGGAGAGAUCCUUGUCCUUCUUCUUCACAGACCCACACUUGUAUUCAUAUUUAUUUAUAACUUUUUCUUUUGC